CACACUCUUUUUUCAUCUCAUUCUUUAUUUCCGUGUGAAAUUUACAAGUUUGAUCAAUUAAGCAGUGAUCCGUACAAAAAAGAAAAGAAAAGGAAGUAAGGCUCACAUAGCUAGAUCUUUUACAAUUGCUCCUGACUCUCUCCAUUAGAAUAUCAGUCGUUAGAUUAAUCUAAUAAUUUAAGAUCAACACCCUUAAUCAUUUGAUUAAUCCCACUGCUAAGAUUUAGUCAUAGGAAAUGAGAAAUUGUGUAUGUUUUGUCCAAUAACAUAUCCUUUUUCAUACCACUCAUUCAUCCAUUUAAUGUUUGAUCUUCUAACAUAAGUAAAAACUGAAACAACUGAAAACUCGAGAUACACUGCAAUAAUUUUAUUUUUUAUUAUUUCCAUGUAAUUUAAUUUUUUUUUAUUAGGUAUGCUUAAGAGGGACUUAGUGAUCGAAAAACUGCUAGGUUUGUUAUAUUAUUGUACAACAUAUAGUAACAUAAAGUGUAUGCAUAUAUAUACUUGUGAUGUAGGAACUAAAUAGCCAAACAUAUGUGGUGAUGUUGUUGGCAUGUUGGUUAAUGACAGCUAUUGCUGGUCCUGUCUUGGCUAUCAUCGCAAAAACCCUUACAUCAAGCAAACUUCUUGGAAGUCAAAGGAAAAGUAUGCAUGGCACACGACCUGACUCACCGCUUAGAGUGUUGGCUUGUGUCCACUCAAAACACGAUGCGGAUGCCAUCAUCGACCUUCUCAAAGCAUCGAGUCCAUCAGUUAGGUCCCCAAUUCAGGUGUUGGCAGUGGAAUUGGUCAAGAUGACAGACCGACCAACUUCAUCGCUAAUCAUAAGAGACGCUCGGAAGCCAUCAUUUCGCUCCAAUUCAAGCAAGGUAUACAGCUUGAAGCGAGAAAAUGGGGACAACCUCGGCAGCUUUGACAACCUCAGCCAAGCCAUCUUUGCUGACAAACUCAGAAUUGUCUCCCACUACAAAUCCAUGCACAAAGACAUCAUAAACCUCUGCACCCGCAGACACGUCAACCUCAUCAUAACAACUCUAUACAAGCAACCAACCUACGAUGGAUUAGGCGCCGGCACAGCCACCGCUAGAGCCGUCAACAUCUUCAACAGAGACCAUGCAAGCAAAGAUCAGAAAAGAAUAGUUUUGGAGAACCUAGCAAAAGAAGCACCAUGUUGUUUAGCCAUUUUCGUCGACCGUGAUUUUGGCGGUGAGAAGCAUUCUAAAGUGAAGAAAAUAGCAAUGUUCUACAUUGGCGGUGUUGAUGACCGCGAAGCACUUUCUUAUGCUUGGAGAAUGAGUAGGAACAUGGAUGUUCAGUUAACAGUGGUGAGGCUUGUUUGGGACAAUCCUGAAGAUGAGUUUGGUGAAAUGGACAGAGAAUAUUUAAGAGAGUUUGUGUGUCAAACAGUUGAUACACCGACAAUGAGAUAUUUAGAAAAAGCGGUGAAAGAUGAGAAGGAAACUGUGAGGCUUUUAAAUAAGAUAGGGAAUAAAGGGUUUGAUUUGUAUAUUAUUGGGAGAGGACAUAGAAGGAAGAUGUCAUUGGCACAAACGUUGGAUCCUGUUUUGGACGAGCCUGUAUUGGGUCCUCUUGGUGAUACUUUGACUGAUUUGAAUUCUGCUGCUAAGACAUCCAUUUUGAUAUUUCAAAAAGAGGCUGAAAGUAAUGGUUUGUGGAAAAAAAAACGCACUGUUUCUAUUGCAUCUGCGCAGUUUUUUGCUGGUGGUAUGGAUCAACAGGAGCAGGCGUUGUUCCUCCACCAAUGACAUUUGAUCACAAUAUUACAUUGUCGU
Messenger RNA from Medicago truncatula (barrel medic), 1793 nucleotides. RefSeq names its product cation/H(+) antiporter 15. Lineage: Eukaryota; Viridiplantae; Streptophyta; Magnoliopsida; Fabales; Fabaceae. Gene Ontology annotation, biological process: regulation of pH. Gene Ontology annotation, cellular component: endomembrane system. The record is from RefSeq and is a predicted model, not a curated record. Bases 543 to 1766 code for a protein of 407 amino acids. The transcript has 2 exons.